Messenger RNA from Aspergillus glaucus CBS 516.65, 937 nucleotides. RefSeq names its product putative GPI anchored protein. The coding region runs from base 180 to 863 and encodes 227 amino acids. Lineage: Eukaryota; Fungi; Ascomycota; Eurotiomycetes; Eurotiales; Aspergillaceae. The transcript has 2 exons. The record is from RefSeq and is a predicted model, not a curated record.
CUAUGGUCUUUGUUUCGGGGCCAUUACCCGGUUGGAUCUGGAGCUAGAGCUCUGUAGUAAUGUAAUAAAGACCUUCCCGGUUUUCUCCCUCUUUCCCUGCUCCUACUCUAUAUAUCCUACAUAUUUUCUCUCACUCAAUAUCCGGAGCUUCCACGGAAUCCUUGUUUACCACUGCAACCAUGAAGCUUUCCAUUCUCUCCCUCGCAGUCCUUGCACCCCUCGUGGCCGCUCACUUCAAACUCGACUACCCAACUCCCCGUGGUGAAAAUGAGGACAGGAUGACCACCUUCCCCUGCGGUGGCCUGGCUCAAUCGUCUGAACGCACCAAGGUUUCCAUCUCGGAUGGUUCCUUCCCUGUGGCCGUGACAAUGGGCCACACGCAGACUGCUUUCGAAGUGCUGCUGUCUCUGGGCAAUGACCCCGGUAGCAACUUCAAUGUUACGCUGGUGCCAACUUUUGGCGCACGGGGAUUAGGCUCGCUUUGUAUCCCGCACGUUUCCUUUGACGAGGACACAUUGGGUGUCAAUGUCACAGAUGGCAUGAAUGCCACUGUGCAGGUUCAGAGCAAUGGUGAUCCUACCGGGGGUCUUUAUGCGUGUGCGGAUAUCCAAUUCUCCUCAAACACCGAUUACUCCGACUCGUCCUGCAAAAACAACACCAACGUCGCUGCCGCGCCUUUCACCGGUGAAGCUGCCCAGCGUAACGCCAACGAGUCUACUGCCAAUGGCGGCGCACAGAGCGGCGGCUCUUCGACCUCGGACUCGGAUUCGGCCUCGACAUCCACAGGUGGUGCUGUCGCUUUGCAAACUGCUGCUUGGGGUAUGCUUGGUGCGGCUGUUGUGGGUGGUAUGGCGGUGCUGUGAUUCGGUUCUCUUUUCCCGGGUGUUUUUCAUAGACGGUGGGCGAGGCAAAAAGUUAUGCUGUACGAGUGAUGAUG